Mus caroli (Ryukyu mouse) is the source of this 5080-nucleotide messenger RNA. It is a transcript of the gene Trpm8, whose product is annotated as transient receptor potential cation channel subfamily M member 8. Gene Ontology annotation, cellular component: plasma membrane. The record is from RefSeq and is a predicted model, not a curated record. Lineage: Eukaryota; Metazoa; Chordata; Mammalia; Rodentia; Muridae. Gene Ontology annotation, biological process: calcium ion transmembrane transport. Gene Ontology annotation, molecular function: ligand-gated calcium channel activity.
GUGAGCUAAGAGACAAGCAGGCUCUUUGAGGAGAGAGAAGCUCUUGGCUGAUUGAGCAGCUCCACGGACAGUAAAGUUUCUCACUGCAAAGCAAACGAAAUUGCUUCCUGGCCAUCUGUUCCCCGCUCAGAAGCACUUUUCUGUACGGGAGGCAUCUCGAAUACGUCGCAGGAUUGAUUUGCGGUUUUGCAGUAAUGCAAGAUGUCCUUCGAGGGAGCCAGGCUCAGCAUGAGGAGCCGCAGAAAUGGUACUAUGGGCAGCACCCGGACCCUGUACUCCAGUGUAUCUCGGAGCACAGACGUGUCCUACAGUGACAGUGACUUGGUGAAUUUUAUUCAGGCAAAUUUUAAAAAACGAGAAUGUGUCUUCUUUACCAGAGACUCCAAGGCCAUGGAGAGCAUAUGCAAGUGUGGUUAUGCCCAGAGCCAGCACAUCGAAGGCACCCAGAUCAACCAAAAUGAGAAGUGGAACUACAAAAAACAUACCAAGGAGUUUCCAACAGACGCCUUCGGGGACAUUCAGUUUGAGACUCUGGGGAAGAAAGGCAAGUACUUACGCUUGUCCUGUGACACCGACUCUGAAACCCUCUACGAACUGCUGACCCAGCACUGGCACCUCAAAACACCCAACCUGGUCAUUUCAGUGACGGGUGGAGCUAAAAACUUCGCUUUGAAGCCACGCAUGCGCAAGAUCUUCAGCAGGCUGAUUUACAUCGCACAGUCUAAAGGUGCGUGGAUUCUCACUGGAGGCACUCACUACGGUCUGAUGAAGUACAUAGGCGAGGUGGUGAGAGACAACACCAUCAGCAGGAACUCAGAAGAGAACAUCGUGGCCAUUGGCAUCGCAGCAUGGGGCAUGGUCUCCAACAGGGACACCCUCAUCAGGAACUGUGAUGAUGAGGUACAGUCACAAGAGGAAGCAUACAACAAAGACACGUUCUCUAACUUCAGUAGGGUCAUAAUCAUGUCAGCCUAUAUCUCAAAGACAAGUAAGUGUCCCUGUGCCUUGCAGGGACAUUUUUCAGCUCAAUACAUCAUGGAUGACUUCACCAGAGACCCUCUAUACAUCCUGGACAACAACCAUACCCACCUGCUGCUUGUGGACAACGGUUGUCAUGGACACCCCACAGUGGAAGCCAAGCUCCGGAACCAGCUGGAAAAGUACAUCUCUGAGCGCACCAGUCAAGAUUCCAACUAUGGUGGUAAGAUCCCCAUUGUGUGUUUUGCCCAAGGAGGUGGAAGAGAGACUCUGAAAGCCAUCAACACCUCCGUCAAAAGCAAGAUCCCCUGUGUGGUGGUGGAAGGCUCGGGGCAGAUUGCUGACGUGAUCGCCAGCCUGGUGGAGGUGGAGGAUGUUUUAACCUCUUCCAUGGUCAAAGAGAAGCUGGUACGCUUUUUACCACGCACUGUGUCCCGGCUGCCUGAAGAGGAGAUUGAGAGCUGGAUCAAAUGGCUCAAAGAAAUUCUUGAGAGUUCUCACCUACUCACAGUAAUUAAAAUGGAAGAGGCUGGAGAUGAGAUUGUGAGCAACGCCAUUUCCUAUGCGCUGUACAAAGCCUUCAGCACGAAUGAGCAAGACAAGGACAACUGGAAUGGACAGCUGAAGCUUCUGCUGGAGUGGAACCAACUGGACCUUGCCAGUGAUGAGAUCUUCACCAAUGACCGCCGCUGGGAGUCCGCCGACCUUCAGGAGGUCAUGUUCACCGCCCUCAUAAAGGACAGGCCCAAGUUUGUCCGCCUCUUUCUGGAGAAUGGCCUGAACCUGCAGAAGUUUCUCACCAAUGAAGUCCUCACAGAGCUCUUCUCCACCCACUUCAGCACCCUAGUGUACCGGAACCUGCAGAUCGCCAAGAACUCCUACAACGACGCACUCCUCACCUUUGUCUGGAAGUUGGUGGCAAACUUCCGUCGAAGCUUCUGGAAAGAAGACAGAAGCAGCAGGGAGGACUUGGAUGUGGAACUCCACGAUGCAUCUCUCACCACCCGGCACCCGCUGCAAGCUCUCUUCAUCUGGGCCAUUCUUCAGAACAAGAAGGAACUCUCCAAGGUCAUUUGGGAGCAGACCAAAGGCUGUACUCUGGCAGCCUUGGGGGCCAGCAAGCUUCUGAAGACCCUGGCCAAAGUUAAGAAUGAUAUCAACGCUGCUGGGGAAUCGGAGGAACUGGCCAAUGAAUAUGAGACCCGAGCAGUGGAGUUGUUCACCGAGUGUUACAGCAGUGAUGAAGACUUGGCAGAACAGCUACUGGUCUACUCCUGUGAAGCCUGGGGUGGGAGCAACUGUCUGGAGCUGGCAGUGGAGGCUACAGAUCAGCAUUUCAUCGCUCAGCCUGGGGUCCAGAAUUUCCUUUCUAAGCAAUGGUAUGGAGAGAUUUCCCGAGACACGAAGAACUGGAAGAUUAUCCUGUGUCUAUUCAUCAUCCCCUUAGUGGGCUGUGGCCUCGUAUCAUUUAGGAAGAAACCCAUUGACAAGCACAAGAAGCUGCUGUGGUACUAUGUGGCCUUCUUCACGUCACCCUUCGUGGUCUUCUCCUGGAAUGUGGUCUUCUACAUCGCCUUCCUCCUGCUGUUUGCCUAUGUGCUGCUCAUGGACUUCCACUCGGUGCCACACACCCCCGAGCUGAUCCUCUACGCCCUGGUCUUUGUCCUCUUCUGUGAUGAAGUGAGGCAGUGGUACAUGAACGGAGUGAAUUAUUUCACUGACCUAUGGAACGUUAUGGAUACCCUGGGACUCUUCUACUUCAUAGCGGGUAUUGUAUUCCGGCUCCACUCUUCUAAUAAAAGCUCAUUGUACUCUGGGCGCGUCAUUUUCUGUCUGGAUUACAUUAUAUUCACACUAAGGCUCAUCCACAUUUUCACCGUCAGCAGGAACUUGGGACCCAAGAUUAUAAUGCUGCAGCGGAUGCUGAUCGACGUUUUCUUCUUCCUGUUCCUCUUUGCUGUGUGGAUGGUGGCCUUUGGCGUGGCCAGACAGGGGAUCCUAAGGCAAAACGAACAGCGCUGGAGGUGGAUCUUCCGCUCUGUCAUCUAUGAGCCCUACCUGGCCAUGUUUGGCCAGGUUCCCAGUGAUGUGGAUAGUACCACAUAUGACUUCUCCCACUGUACCUUCUCGGGAAAUGAGUCCAAGCCACUGUGUGUGGAGCUGGAUGAGCACAACCUGCCCCGCUUCCCUGAAUGGAUCACCAUUCCACUGGUGUGCAUCUACAUGCUCUCCACCAAUAUCCUUCUGGUCAACCUCCUGGUCGCCAUGUUUGGCUACACGGUAGGCAUUGUGCAGGAGAACAACGACCAGGUCUGGAAAUUCCAGCGGUACUUCCUGGUGCAGGAGUACUGCAACCGCCUAAACAUCCCCUUCCCCUUCGUCGUCUUCGCUUAUUUCUACAUGGUGGUGAAGAAGUGUUUCAAAUGCUGCUGUAAAGAGAAGAAUAUGGAGUCUAAUGCCUGCUGUUUCAGAAAUGAGGACAAUGAGACUUUGGCGUGGGAGGGUGUCAUGAAGGAGAAUUACCUUGUCAAGAUCAACACGAAAGCCAACGACAACUCAGAGGAGAUGAGGCAUCGGUUUAGACAACUGGACUCAAAGCUUAACGAUCUCAAAAGUCUUCUGAAAGAGAUUGCUAAUAACAUCAAAUAAGGCCUGCGAAUGCUUGUGGGGAGAAACCAAAUCACAAUGAGGUCACAUCAACCACCUGGAUGUGGAGGCUCGUGGGACACUGAUGGACAGUACUGCUAAUGACUUCUAAAGGAGACAUUUUCAGGUCCCUGAGCACAGGGUGAAUGACUCUUAGUCACCCUCAAGGGCAUAGAUCAGGGAGCAAAGUGUACAGAGGACUUUACACGCGAAGAGGGUGCAAAGGACCAUGUUCCUCUGUGAAGGUGCCUGUGUUUUCUGCAUCUCAGAGCCUUGUCCUGAUGCUGAGGGAUUAAGUGUUGACACUCCUUUCCCACGACUGUGACUCUGGCCCUGAUUUUAUACUUAUACUGCUAUUGUGUCUAUUUCCCACAGUCUCCUUUUCUCCAGUGUGUGAUGAAUUCGUCGACACACUGUCAAAGAGUCCUAGCCCACCCCAAAGAAAAAUAAGGCCAGAUUCUAAAACACCUAAGGGCAACCUCUCCUUUCUCACAUGUCAAACAGGGGCGGGGAGGGGAACCCUGAGGCAGUGACUUCUUUCUCUGGGGCUCACCAGGACUCCUGCUGAAGGGACCAGCUGAAGGGACCGCCCAAAAGGAAUUCUUGAGAGGUGUACCUUGCUUCCCCACCCCCACCCCUGGAGUGUGCCCCUCCUCCACUCUUUCAUUAUUUCCCCAUUAAAAAUAGUGAAUGGAUCUCACAGGAGGUUAGAGGACAUAGAGGACACAAAUGUAUGUAAACCCCUCCCAGUCAUGUAGUCGUUGCUCACACUUCUGAGUGUUUGCUCAAUUCCAGUCUUUUCUAUGCAUGCACUUUUAACAACCUUAUAUGACAUCACCUUCACAUACAGUUUUCUAUAGGCUUUUCCAUCAACUAUUUUACCUGAGAUGUUUUCUUCACAGUCUUUACAAGCAUUAUCAGUAACUCAGUAGUAUUCAAACCUCUAGCAAUUUCCAUACUGUAGGUCGCUGAUAGCUGGCUCCACCUGGCCAUUGAAAUGAAUGUCUCUGUGCACGUCUUCUCUUUGCAUUAAGAACAUCAAGAAAUCGCCUAUGUAGAGUAUUAGAUUCUUUGGAAUAUCUGUUGAUUAUCAAACCGCUUGCAAGGCUUUUUUCAUCAAUGUAUAGCAAAAUAGGCUUUAGUAACUUAUGCAUAAGACAUAAGCUACAUGGCGCUCUCUCUAGUAAGACAUAUUCGACUUAACUUUCACUUUAGGAAGAAGACAACACUCUUGUUUAGGCAUUGUGGAGCAUGUGGGUGUUGGUACAGACAUUGAAUGAUUGUCUGCCUGAACACUCACUCCAGCCCUACCCUUCUCUGGAGCUGUGGUAUCUGUGCUCAAAAGAGCUUGGCAGAGGGAGCAUAAGGCCGCUUUAAGUAUUAAAAGUGAAAAGUUUUUCAACUUUUUCAUAAACCAUACACUCAGCAACUGAAGGAGCGACCCUCAGCAGGAAGC